This is a messenger RNA of Lodderomyces beijingensis, 873 nucleotides long. The record is from the annotation of a GenBank genome assembly. Lineage: Eukaryota; Fungi; Ascomycota; Pichiomycetes; Serinales; Debaryomycetaceae.
AUGGCAGACGAAAACGACAACACGCAUGCUGGUGCUCGGCUAACUAAAGAACAGGAAGAUGAAUCGUUGAAACUCCAGAAAAGUCUAGAAAGUCUAUCUUCAUGGGAGAGUGAGAUGAGCCAAGUUGACACGGACGCCGAGAUCUACCGGAUCAAAAAGAGCCAGCCGAUGUACGCCAAGCGAAGACAGAUAUUGAAACAAGUACCCAAGUUCUGGUACAUUAUCCUCGCCGAGAAUGACGAUUUUGCAGACUAUAUAAGCCCCGAAGACUUGAAGUAUCUCGAGUAUAUCGACGACAUUCACGUUCAAUACCGCGUCGCCAAUGGCGACGGAGCCGGUAAUGUCAACCCAAAGGAUUUCGAAAUCACCAUUAGCUUUGCCGAGAAUUCGCUUAUACCGCAGCAGAGUGUCACUAAGGAGUUUUACUCUGUAAUGGGCGACGACGGCGAAGAGCACUUGAAGUCAAAGCCAGUCUCUGUUGAGUGGCCGAAAGAACUAGCAAAGAUCAACCCGCAGGCAGUGAAGGAAAAGUCCAAGGGCAAAAUCAUGACACCUGAAGAGAAAAAGAGGUACAGGCUAGGCAUGAAGUCGUUUUUUGCCUGGUUUGCAUGGACGGGCGAGAAGCCGGGCAAGGAGUUUAGAAACGGGGAGGAAUUGACUCAAUUGAUUGCGCAAGAUCUAUUCAUCAAUGCCUUGCGGUACUACAUUGUAGCCCUAUCGAUGGAUUCCGAUGGCGGCGAUGGGGACGAAGAAGACAGCUCAGAGGGAGAGGAAUUGGAUUUGAGCGAUAAUGAUGACGGCGAUAAAAAGAGGGCUUUGGAAGAUGCUGAUGAUGAACCAGAUAACAAGAACAAGAAGAUAAAGAAGAAGUAG